AUGACAACCCACGACGGCGUGGCCGAGGACUUGUUACAAUGCCUUCCAGGUGACCGAGUAGCUGUUUUCUACAGUGACGAUACUUACUGGCAUGAGCGAGUCUUGAUCUGGAAGGCGAGUGACAUUUCUUGGUAUGUUUUGACUCCUGACAUGGACCUUUAUGAAGAGAGCUUUACAUUGGUUGGCGACGACGGUCCUGUGAAGAUGAAGGUGAAGGGGAAGCAUUUUGAAUAUUAUUCAAGACUGCGUGCGCCAGUGUAUAGGUUUUCUUCUGGCUUGACCGAAGAGGAGAUGAGGACCUACAUCGAGAAGGCGCAAGACGAGCUGAACAUGGAGGUCGUGCCUUUAGAUGGCUGGAGGCCAAAAGAGGUGCGUGUGGGUCAGAGGGUGGUCCCAACCUCGGUUCUUCUUGGCAGGAGAUUCGUGCCCAGGCGCAUUACCAGGCCGCCCGGCGGAGCUGCGUCAAGAGGUGUGGUGGACCAGCCGGAAAGAGCCACAGAGGCUUCAGCAGAUCUGCCUCUAGGGCUUUUGCCCCUCGAGCCAGCUCCUGCAGGCUACAUGUGGGUGUGGUUUCCCCCCCUCAGACCCGGAGCUGUCGACAUUCCUCGGGAGGUGGCGGUUGUCGAGGGUCAGGGGGUUCGAGCAGGAGAAGAUUUGGGUCUCAUCAAGCGGGGUGACGGCUGGCUUCCUUUGACCUUAGUCGCCAUUGACCAGGCUUCGGAGAUUUUUGGCUGCUACUUGGGGCGACAGAGGACCUCCGAGGCCUUACAUGCCGAUGAGGGCCUACCUUCGGCCAGGAAUGCGAAUGAGGAAGGCGCCGUAUCUUCUACUGAGCCUUUGGAUGCAAGGGUCCUUGGUGUGGAUUACAACUCCGUGAACGAAAGACACAAACAUUGGCGCGAGGUUGUCAAUGAGUGCAAGCAGUAUGAGUUCCCCGACUGGCCUCUUGAGGGACCGAUGAGCGUGGGCCACCUUAUUCGACAUUUCCAUAGCUUUGGAGGUGAUCCCAAGAGAUGGCUCCUUGAAUGGAUGCGUUCCAAGAACAUCGCGGAGAACGACCGUGUGGCUCACGAGAUGCGUUGUUUGGUGGACGUCAUGUUCACAGCUGGUUGUUAUGACCAGUUGAAUCUAUGCUCCCUCGCGAGCAUAGAAGUGGUCGGGCGUCGAAUGCAAGCUAUCAUCGACGCCUACACCUUGGGAGGUUCAGCCGGGCCUGACUGGCAAAACGCCAAGGUUAUCGCCGGUUACCGCAGUGCAGAUGAUGCGGUGUCACCAAGCUUGCGAUCGUGGGCAGCCAGGCGCACCAAAGAAGAAAUUGACAUGGCAUCUUCUCGUGCUAAGAUCCGUGAGCAUCGCAAAGGCCUGCUGGUGACCGAUGAGGCUGCAGGUGCGGUGGCAGACGGCGUGUUGCCGACAACCGGGGCAAAGGCCAAAGCCAAGGCGAAAGGCCGUGGCAAGGGGCUGACUGCCCCGGAUGGUCAGUGA
Molecule: messenger RNA, 1485 nt
Organism: Symbiodinium natans
Lineage: Eukaryota; Dinophyceae; Suessiales; Symbiodiniaceae
Source: the annotation of a GenBank genome assembly